GUGAUCGGAGGUGCGUAGCUUGCGCAAUGUCGUUAGCCAUGGAAGUCGAGGCCAUCGGCCAAGAAACCUUCGGUGCAAUCACGAUGAUCGAGGACGGCGACGAUGACGAGGUGCUCACCAGCGACGACGGGGGCAGCGACAGUCACGGAGAGAUGAUCGUCACCGACGACGACGAGCUGUUCGAGCUCGACAUCACCUUCCUCCGCGGCGACAACGAGGACGGCCAAGGCCGACACGAUACGCACAGCGCUGGUGAUGGCGCCCAUGCCCUGAUGGCCAACUGCCUGCUGCCAGUGAGCUCGGUCAGCAUGGCGGUGCCGGUCACGGGCAGCAACAUUGUCUCAUCCUACUAUGCCUUCUCCACGUACAGCAGCUCGAGGAAGUCCGGCAUCAGCGGCGGUGGCAGGAGGAGACUUGGGCGCGCAGCUGCUGACGGCCGCAACUCCACUUGGGCGAGGUUUCGCCUCUCGAGCAGGGGAUUCGCAACCAUGGGGAAUUUUCAGAGAUAGCAGCUCCGUGUAUGCGCGAAGGAAAGAUUUCAGAAACGUGAUUGUAAAACCGAGGGCACCAUUGGAACCAGGACAAGACUCACAGGAAACUGGGAACUUGUGGGUCAGCUCAUGGAGGGAGGGCUUUUCUUGAAGAGGUGAAGAUGAACCCUUAACUGGAGGAUGAAGUUCAUGUGAUCACAUUCCUUCUGUAAUGCUAGGGUUGGUGAAUUUAGUUGCUUUGUAAUAACUCUGAGAUGUUUUCAACGAUGACUUUCCUGAAUUUAGUAUUUUACUUUGCCGAAUGUUUUGAACGUGGGACAAA
Molecule: messenger RNA, 813 nt
Organism: Triticum aestivum (bread wheat)
Lineage: Eukaryota; Viridiplantae; Streptophyta; Magnoliopsida; Poales; Poaceae
Exons: 2
Coding region: 27-509 (160 amino acids)
Source: RefSeq, a predicted model, not a curated record